GCCAACGAAGUUUAAUGAUUAUGUAUUUUUCUCUGUACAUCGUUUCUGUUGUAAACAAUUAACAUUUAUUCGGAAAAUACGUGUCGCGGCGCGACGCCGAUCAUGAUCUAGUGCAGCGUCCGGUUUGCAAUCAAUUGCAACGGAUUUGUUGUCAACAUAUUCACGGCUUAACCUAAUAGACUAACGUUAAAUAAACCUAUAUGGGUUUGGUUGCUUAAAAAUAUAUCGAUCACAUUGAGACCAACGGAAUAUUGUUGUGAAAUAUAUAGAAAUAUACACUGUAAAAAAUGAGUGAGAGUGCAUUGGUAAAUGAUGUGCCUGAAAGCAACGGUGGGCCAGAACAACCAAUUUUCAACGGAGAAAUUGAGGAACAUAGAAAUAAAUCACCUGUAAGUGCAGAAGAUAAAGCUCCUGAUUCUAUAUGCGACAAUGGUGUGAAGAAGAAUAAUACAAAUUCUGGUAUUGUAAGCAAUACCACUAGUACAAGUAAUAGAUCGAAAAAACGUAAGAAAGCUCCAAGAGAUGCAACUGCUCCAAAGCAACCACUCACUGGAUACUUUAGGUUCUUAAACGAUCGAAGAGAAAAAGUAAGGAGCGAUAAUCCAAAUCUAUCAUUUACUGAAAUCACAAAGCUUCUUGCGUCAGAGUGGAGUUCAUUACCAGCUGACCAGAAACAGCAGUACUUAGAUGCGGCAGAGCAAGACAAAGAACGUUAUAAUCGUGAAUUCAGCGAUUAUAAGCAAACAGAGGCGUACCGUUUGUUCAAUGAAAAACAGUCCUUGGAGAAGCAGCAAGAAAGUAAAAAGGAAAGAAACGGGACUGAUGUGAAUCCUGAGCAAAAUGAUAUUCAACAGGAAAAAGACAAUGAUUUCACAGGGUUCGAUAUUCCAAUUUUUACAGAAGAAUUUUUAGAUCACAAUAAAGCAUGCGAAGCAGAACUACGGCAAUUACGAAAAGCUACAUCCGACUAUGAGGCACAAAAUGCUGUUCUUCAACGGCACGUGGACAGUCUGUACGCAGCUGUAAAUCGUUUGGAAUCUGAAACAAAUCAACAACGCACGACGAAUCAAGCUUUACAACGUCACUUGGAUUCCCUACGUUCGCAGUUAGCCGGCUGUUUCGCGACGGUGCCUCUUCCAGGCACACACGAAGGUGCAACCUUACAAAAUAUCGACAAUUAUGUCGAACGAUUAGAGUCAUUGGUAAACGGUAACGCCGAACAGUCUUUACGGAGUGCUCUGCGUGGCGCAGUUUCUCGCCUUGAAUUAAUUGGAUGACGAUCGCCCCCCGGUAGUACAACUACUACGUCGUUGAAGCAUCAUCGGUCAAGACACUCGCAUCGAAAAUAGAAAGAAAAAACGACCGUUGUUUUGUUUUUUUACAUACUUUGUAAAAUACAAUUCAUUCC
Messenger RNA from Dufourea novaeangliae, 1408 nucleotides. RefSeq names its product high mobility group protein 20A-like (gene Hmg-2). Gene Ontology annotation, cellular component: nucleus. Gene Ontology annotation, biological process: regulation of gene expression. The transcript is spliced from 7 exons. The record is from RefSeq and is a predicted model, not a curated record. The coding region runs from base 288 to 1277 and encodes 329 amino acids. NCBI's taxonomy places the organism in Eukaryota, Metazoa, Arthropoda, Insecta, Hymenoptera, Halictidae.